AAGCGGAAGGUCUAUUUAGCUUCUUAUUUUUCGCACAUCAGCAUGUAAAUUUGUAAUUUUUACACUACAGGCCACCUUGACAACACCUAGUUGGCUAGCCAGGGAGGCGGGGACCGAAGAUUAACAGGCACGUGUAGCAAGUCUGGGUUUUCACCGUUAAAUUUGAGCUCAUUUAUCCAAGUUAUUAAAUUUGGGGGUUCAUGUCGAUUAAAAAAGAACUCCAGGGUUACAAUUACAAUUACAAACCCUCAAAACAAGAAGUUUGAGGCUUCUCAUUUUCUUCUGGUCUGUUACGUGCCCAUAGAUUGAUCCGCCUGAGCUGUUUCUCUGCAAAAUAAUGCGACCACAAAUCCUCAUUCUGCAAUCUUGAGUCCAAGAUUUCGUUUUUUUUCCUAUCAUGGAGGAGUAUUUGGUAGAUUUCGCUGGUGGAAGUGAAAGAGGGAACGCCCAUCAACAACCUUCAGACGACUUUAGUGAUAUUGAGGUGUCUUUCAAUUUGCUCGAUCAAGGGGAUAAGCAAAGUUUGGACUAUAUUACGCAUGCACUAAAUGGAGAGGAUUCUAGUGGAAUGGUACAACUUGGAACUUUAUGUCCGCAAGCUACACCAGCAACAAAGAAUUCAAUACCCAACCAAAGUGCAUGGAAGUCUACAGUAGAAAGGAAAAGAGCCAAGGAUAAGGCUUAUCGAGAACGGUUGAAGAAAGGCAAGAUAGAAAUGAAGUCUAACAUGGAGACACUUACUGAAGAAAACAUGCUAUUAAAGAAUGAAAAUGGAGCCUUAAAAGGUGAAAACACACAUAUGAACCAAGUUUUGCAAUCUCAGGCAAAGGAGAUAGAUCAACUUAAAAAUGAUCUCAACCGAUUGAAGCAUGAGUAUAAAAAGCAAAAUGCCCUCGUGCAGACACUCUCAGAUAUUCUAGUGAAUUCUGAUCUCAGAAAAGAAAAUCAGAAGCUGCAAAAUGAAAAUGAUUUGUUGAGGCGAAACAUGGGUAUGGACAGUCAGCGGUUGCAACUCAUGGAAGAGAACUUGAAGUUGAAACAUGAAAUUAAGGUACUGAAAGUGCAGGUUGAUGCUUUAUGCGAGAAGUUAAUCAUUGACAAUUCCAAGAACCAUGAACAAGCACAAGCAGAUAUGAUUUGAGGGUAUCCCAAAAGAUUGUAUAUGUGUGUGUUUGUUAUGGAGGACGUUAGGACUUAGAAAAUUGUGGAUAUUACAAAGCUAAAUCAUCUUUGGGAUAUAUAUGAUUGAAUAUUUUGUUCUCUGAUCAUGUGUUAUCAAACUUACAUUGAACCUCCAAGCAUUGUUAUGAACAUGACAUUUUGGUUUCUUGGAAUUACAAAGGGAGGGGCACAUGUUUUGCGAUUGCUUAUGGCUGUGAAAUUGAGCUCAAUGAGAAAGUUUCCUCCUGCUUUUGGAUAAAAAAUGCUGCAUUCA
Messenger RNA from Rubroshorea leprosula, 1435 nucleotides. The record is from the annotation of a GenBank genome assembly. NCBI's taxonomy places the organism in Eukaryota, Viridiplantae, Streptophyta, Magnoliopsida, Malvales, Dipterocarpaceae.